Molecule: messenger RNA, 3714 nt
Organism: Torulaspora delbrueckii
Lineage: Eukaryota; Fungi; Ascomycota; Saccharomycetes; Saccharomycetales; Saccharomycetaceae
Gene: SAC3
Product: Sac3p
Exons: 1
Coding region: 1-3714 (1237 amino acids)
Biological process (GO): mRNA export from nucleus
Cellular component (GO): nucleus; transcription export complex 2; cytoplasm
Source: RefSeq, a predicted model, not a curated record
AUGGAAACAUCCUUUGGUACUCAAGUACCUCCUCCUACUGGCUUCAACUUUCUCCAGAAUAGUAGCUCUCCUAACUUCCUUCCCUUUUCUAAUGGUACUCCCAACUUUAAUAUAAACAAUAAGAGCAGCCUAAUUGCUGGUCAGAAUAAGACGAAGACACUUCAAUCCAACAAUAUGACGGAUUCUAAGCGACUGCGAAAAGGUGUAAACGGCGACAAGACAUAUUCGACUGCUGGCCCACUGGUAGCUAAUCCCGAAAGGCUUGGAUUCACCCAUUUAAAGCAUAAGCGUCGAGAAUUGCCUAGAUUCUUGAUCGGACAACAUCCUCAGUUGGAGCAGAGAAAGUUCGUCCAGGAUUCAUGGGAUAAGGCCAACCAGCAAAAGAUGCUGCAGUUGGAGGAUAGCAUCGAUGAUAUAACGGAACUGUACGAAACAUUGAGGAAGAUGAGAGAUAUGGAAAGAAAGAUGAUGGAAAACAAAGGCUUGGUUGAUAAGGCUGACUCCGCCAAGGAUCUUACUGAAGCGAUUUCCUUCCAAGGUACUUGCCAGGAUAUGUGUCCUGUCUUUGAAAGAUCUCGAAGGAAUGUCGAACAUACCGUUUUCUCCUAUGAAAGAGAAGCUACGAAUGAAAAAAAAGCUUCUAGACUAAAAGCUUUGAAAGUCUUUGCUCGUCCCGCAGCAGCGGCAGCUCCACCAUUACCUUCUGAUGUUAGGCCACCUCAUAUUCUAUCACAAACACUCGAUUACAUCAUUGAUAAUCUGCUAGACACACUGCCCGAAAGCGAGGGUUUCUUGUGGGACAGAAUGAGAUCCAUACGACAAGACUUUACAUAUCAAAAUUAUUCUGGUCCUGAGGCCGUCGAUUGUAAUGAGCGUAUCGUCCGUAUCCAUUUACUCAUAAUUCAUAUAAUGGGAAAGAGUAAAGGAGAUUUUUCAUUACAACAGGAACUCGAACAAUUGCACAAAUCUCUGAUAACACUUUCCGAGAUAUACGACGAGGUUAGGGCCGCCGGCGGUGAAUGCCCCAAUGAAGCAGAGUUUAGAGCCUAUGCAUUGCUCAGUAAAAUAAGAGAUCCUGCAUAUGACAAGAACAUCCAAGAAUUACCACAAAAUAUCUUUCAAAAUGAAAAAGUUCAAAUGGCACUUUGUUUUAGAAGAAUAAUAUCAAAUUCCAAUUUCAAUGAAAGAGGCUAUAUGAGAACAGAAAACUGUCUGAAUUUCUACGGACGUUUUUUCCAACUGAUCAAAUCAGGAAAGUUGCCGUUCUUACUGAGUUCCUUCCUUGAACUCUACGUCAAUGAAGUCAGAUUUUACGCCUUUAAAGCAUUGUCUCAUUCUGUUAACAAGAGACAUAAGCCUAUAUCUUUCAAGUACUUGAUAGAUGAGUUUCUUUUUAAUGACCAGCAAGAACUCGAGGGCUUUUGCGAUUACUAUUCGAUAACCAUGACAGGGGAAGGGGUCGAAUUGAAAUCAUUGACACACCACUCGCAUAAACUUAUGGAAAAACGGCCAUUGAAGCAUGCAUACCUCAGGUGCGUGGAUGAAAUGCUCAAUCGCAGCUCGUAUCCAGAGCUCAUAAAUUCCGGUAAAGAGGACAGUAAGAAUAACGUUAUAUUGAAUGACCGAAAUUCAUUAACAAUGUCCCAAACAAAGCCUAUGGUCGAAGCCAGUAUUCAGAAGAAAAGCUCAAGACCUGAGGAGGAAGUUGGUUUCAUACCAAUAGCACGACCAAACGAUACACUCAAUAGCAUUUCUUUUCCAACGGCAAAUAAAUUGAAUUCAGUCCCCAAACCAUCUAUACCACAGCAUAACGAGCCAAUUUUCAACAACGAAAGCAGCAGGUCUUUCACCAAAGUCGAAAAUGGCCUUCCUACAGGACAGACUCAUACUCAGUUAGAUGCUGUAAACAAUAGGAAAUCUGACUAUGAGAGCGAAAAGAAACUCGAGGAAGAAAAGAGGAAGAUCGAGCUCAAAGCCAAGAGACAAAGAAGUCGCAAUGAGGUUUCCAAGGAAUUGGCAAGUGAACUUGUUAAAAAUGUUGUUCAUGAAGAGAUAUCAAAGAUUAUCCAAGAAUUUUUGCAGAAAGAUAGCAAGAGAAAAGUUGAGAUCGAAUCUCUGGCACAAGGUCUAUACCAAGCCUUUUUACAUGAAAAGCUAUACCAAAUUUAUCUGGAAUCGAAAGCAGACGUCUUUCACAACAAAAAAAUAGAGAAUCAAAAAUGGUCAAAAUGGAGGGCCGCAUACAAAUCUAUACACGAAAAAAGAGAACUGGAGAAGAAGAGAAAAUCAGAGAUAAAGGAUGUUGCACGGUUACUGGGGGUCCCAAACUGUAAAAAAUCCAAAUUGAUGACGACCCCAAGAAGUAGCAACAUGUCAUUCAUACUAUCAUUGUCAGCGAGGAAGGAAAUGACCUAUUCACCCGUGGCUGAUGAAACUAACAAGUUUUCAACUCUGAAUGAGAGAAAAAAAGAUGCAUGGGAGCCAUUCGAUUUGAAAAAGAUUUUUUUCAAUGAGCUCGAUAAAAAAUGCCAAAAAUCUGGUAGCAUUUCGAAGGCCGAUGUGUUCAUUUAUGGGAAAAAUUGGUCAUCUGUUUCUAACAGUUGGGUGAUGAACAAGUUCGAUAUUUGCAAGAAGAAUUCUCCCGUUAUAUUGAAAGGCACAAGCCUCGAAAUGACGAUAAGUUGUAUCGAUUCGAAUUAUGAUCCAGCUAAUUUCGAUAAUGUACAGCUGCUUGUCUUCAAUACGGGGGUAACUGAUUCUGAUAUUUUUGAUUUGGAGAUGAAACUACAGCAGGAUGGUGAGGAGCUGAUCAAGCUGGUAACCGGAAUCUCACUAAACACCAAUUUAUGUUUCGAUUUGGUAAUCCUAUACUGGGAAUCCACGGAGACGCCACUAGAUGAUUCGACCAUUUGCAAAUACCUGAAGCUAAAUCGAAUCUCAAAGAGCUUCAAUAGCGUAAUCGAGAACCUCAGUAUCAUAAACAUCAACGGUAAUGCACCACACAAAGAGUUGCAAAAAGGCUUGGAGCUUGUGUCCCAUAGAUAUAAGUUCAAAUUAACAGAUCGAGGUAAGUACAACUCCAGUAUCCUCAAGCGCCGCUCUUUAGCCGGAAUCUGCGGUCAGAAAGGUCUUCCCGAUGCUACGAAGGACAUCGACACAAAGAUGAAAAAGCUACUUGAACAAGAACAGAGCAAGCAUGAAAAGGAGCUAGACGAUAAAAACACUUAUGCUCACUUAAAGCACCACAUUGCUGCCUCUCCUAAGGGCAAUAAGAGAAAAUUACCAGUUCUGCUUUCCAAGGCAAAAGAAAAUAAUUUUAAGACCCCACUAGCCAAGAGAUGCAUAAGUUCGUCUUCCCCUGCAAUUACCUCACAUUUAGCAACCAAGUUCAGACGAGAUCCACAUUCGACUCGUUACCAACGGUCUCUAGCACCUGGCACUCCAACUCACUGCAACAAUGUCCCCGAACAAUCCGCCACAGCCACCACUUCUCUACUAACCAAUGCUCCCGACACCUCAACCGGCUCCAACACAUCAUUCGAGCGCCCGAUGAUAAUCCGAGAACCUGCUCUUUUCCGCACUCCAAUCAAUUCCACUACCUCGAACGGAUCGCCCUCCCUUGCAACGACCACGCAUCGCCGCGACAUCCCGGAAAGUCUGGUGGAGCUCAAGGCCCUGAUAGACUCCGUGAAGAAGAAGGUCAACAACAGCUAA